UUCCACUGUUCCCUUCUGGUCAAACAUCAUGUUCGAACACCAAGCCGCCAUUUUCCAAUUGCACCCCACCAGAAAAAGGACGAGCCUUGGAGCUGGUGACUUGUUGGGCGGGGCGUCCUAAAUUCUUCUGAUUUCGGAUCCUAAAAACGUACUGGGUAAAACUCGAACUACCCUGUUGGGUAAAUGCAAAGAAAAUGGCAAGCUGCGCAGUGGAAGGUGGCUGUGCCAGCGACUACUUGGCCGUCGCCAUAUCCGCCGUCUGCUUCAUUCUGCUUCUUUCACGGGUAAUCUUGCCCUUUGCCGUUCUCAAAAUUCCUCUUCCGAAACGCAGUAGCUUUUGGAUUCCAGUGAUUCAAAUUUAUGCCAGCUUAAACCUUCUGUUGUCGCUUGUGAUGUCUCUCACUUUUCUGAAAUUCAAGAAGACAUAUUGGUGGCAUUCUUGCUAUUUUUGGGGAGUCUGGAUUGAAGCUCCGCUUGGCUUUGGUUUACUACUGAGCUGCCGCAUAUCACAGGCCUUCCAACUGUAUUACAUUUUUGUAAAGAGGUGUCUACCACCAAUCAGGUCUUAUAUAUUUCUUCCACUAAUUCUCAUGCCAUGGAUUGCUGGGGCUGCUUUUAUCCAGGUCAAAAGGCCUCUAAAUAAUCGAUGCCACAUGGGAAUUCAGUGGACCAUCCCAGUCAUGUCCCUCCACACAUUGUAUGUUGCCAUUUUGGUAGGAUUCACGGGGGCUAUUUGGCAUAUAGAGUUCAGGUUUGACGAACUUAGAGACCUCUGGCGGGGAAUACUUGUCUCAGCCGUUUCUAUUGGAGUAUGGGUUGUUGCUUACUUUUUGAAUGAAAUUCAUGAAGAUAUCUCAUAUCUUCAAGUUGCCUCAAGAUUUGUGCUCUUAGUUAUGGCAAGCAUUCUUGUCUUAGCUUUCUUUUCGAUAUCAAGUUCACAACCUCUUCUGUCACAAAUCAGCUUGAGGAAAAGGGAGCCCCUAUCAUUUGAGACAAUGGGUCAGGCUCUGGGGAUUCCUAACAGCGGAAUGCUAUUGCCAAGGGAACCAGCACCUGUGAUAGGUCCAGAUGAGCCACUUGAUAAACUUCUUAUGAACAAAAGAUUCCGUGAGUCCUUCAUGAAAUUUGCAGACAGUUGUUUGGCAGGGGAGAAUGUCCAUUUUUAUGAGGAAGUGCAUGAACUUGGUAAAAUACCAGCGGAUGAUCCUGUAAGAAGGAUUUACAUGGCAAGGCAUAUCAUUGACAAGUACAUAAUUGCAGGUGCAGCAAUGGAAGUUAACAUUUCUCACCGAAGCAGACAAGCGAUUUUGACUACUUCCAAUCUGGCACAACCAAAUCUUUUUCAUGAUGCUUUAAAUGAGCUGAUACAAUUGAUGAAAACGAACUUGGCAAAAGAUUUCUGGUCAUCGAUGUACUUCACGAAGUUCAAAGAAGAAGCGAGUACGAGAUCUCAUGAGCUGAAACAGAUGACACGUUGGAACCACUCUCCCACUCCCAGGUUGAGUUCUGCACACGGUGUUGAUGAUCCAUUUCACCAAGAACAAGAAUCAUGAUUAUUGCUGUAACACUCAGCACCAAGGCCUACUGUGAGCCAAGUAUCAUGGAAAGGUAUAUGAUAACUGGAAGUUUGAUGGAUCACAAGGUGCUAUUGUUUUGUGAAGAUUCCGACAACAUUAUUGCUUGGCCGGCAUAAACAAAACUAACUGACGAUUAAGAAGAGAUGGAAGUUUCAUGAAAGUAUAGCAAAUUUUUGUGGUGAUUCCCAGACACAGGAAGAAGUGUUUUAUUCUAGCUAGUUUAUGAAGGCUUAGCGUCACUUGAUGUGUAAAUACAACCUUUUCACGUAUUAUGAGUUAUACUACCUUCUAACAAUUGAAGCAAUGAUUCUCCAAUAAUCUUCUUAUUUUUCAAGCACAAA
This is a messenger RNA of Pyrus x bretschneideri (Chinese white pear), 1918 nucleotides long. RefSeq names its product regulator of G-protein signaling 1-like. Lineage: Eukaryota; Viridiplantae; Streptophyta; Magnoliopsida; Rosales; Rosaceae. The record is from RefSeq and is a predicted model, not a curated record. Bases 195 to 1553 code for a protein of 452 amino acids. The transcript has 11 exons.